GUUCCUGGUUGGUUCUCUCCCUCAAAGGGCGCCUGGCGCAAUCCGGGAUGGCGCGGAAUGGGAAAUCCUUCGACGACCGCCUGCUGGAAGAUGACGGGUCCUUGGAUUUGGCUUUGAUGGUCACCGAGCACCCGGCAGUCAAGAGUUGCGGGCAAGCCAUGCUGGAGACCAUCAGGGAAGUCAAUGACUUGAUACAACGAUGUGGGCCCUGGAUCAAGUCUGGAGAAUUCCAAGCAGAAGCCACCAUCGAGGCCAACAAGUCGGUCCUGAAGGCCUUGAACAAGGCUCAGAAUGGCAUGCAGAAGUUGGACGACAUCGACUUGGACUCUUUGAAGCCUGAGUGGGGCGAUCGCGACUCUGUGCGCAUGGCUCGGAAGAGCGUCAUCGGCUGUGCUCAGGCGAUGAUGAGCCGACUGGAGUCCUUGAAGCAGCACCUGGCACCGCCUGCCGCGAAGUUCGCCUCCCAGCUGGGCAGCCAGCGGCAAGACACCACCUUCUACGGUUGGGCUUUGGAUGGAAUGGAAGUGGCCGAAGCGGCAGCGGCCGACGUAAAGCCAGGCGAGGAGCGAAGCGAGCGAUGCGAGCGAAGCCGCUCCCGCGACAAGGGCAAAGGCGAGCAGCGCACAGACAGCGAGAACUCCGAGGAGCGCAAGAUGAACCGGGACACCCCGCACUUCCAAUGGACGAAGGGCAUGAAGCUGGGAACUGGCCGCUACGUGGUGAAGAGGAAGGUGGGCGAAGGCUCAUUCGGCCGUGUGCUGGCGUGCCUGGAUGAGUCCAGCAAGCAGACAGUGGCCGUGAAGGUGGUGAAAGGGGUCCAUCGAUAUAAAGAGCACGCCCACGCGGAAGCUGAGCUGCUGCGGGAGAUCCUGCGAUGCGACCCGGGCCGGCAGAGCUUCUCCGUGAAGCUGCUGGGGGAGUUCACCCACGCCACGGCCCACUGCUGCCUGGUCUUCGAACUGCUCGACUUGAGCCUCAGCGACUUCAUGCGAGAUACUGAUGAUCGCGGGCUGAUGCUCCGAGACAUCCGCAGCAUCGCCCUGCAAAUGCUGCAGUGCCUGCAUUUUCUGAGCGCAAUGGGCCUGACUCACACAGACAUCAAGUGCCGAAACGCGAUGCUGAAAGAUGCACGUGGUGAGAUGGUGCCGCAUCCACGGAAGGAAGGCCAAGAGACGAAGAAGCUCCGCAGAUCUGAUAUCCGCGUCAUCGACUUUGGGGGAGCAGUGAUGAAGAAGGAGCGCCACAGCAAGCGGAUUGGCACCAGGCAGUAUAGAUCCCCAGAGGUCGUCUUGGGACUGCCCUGGGAUGAAAAGACGGAUGUGUGGAGUUUGGGCUGCAUCCUGUUGACCCUCUACACGGGCCAGCGGCCCUUCCCUGUUCAAAACAGCCUGCAGCAUUUGGCACUGCUCGAGCGCGUUGUUGGUGAGCUGCCCAAAGACAUGCUGCGAAGCGCAUCCGCAGGUGGAAGCUUGCCAGAAGAUGUUUCCGUGGAUGGCCGAGGGACCAUGCGCCUUCACCGGGCUUUCGGCGAUGAGGGGAAGGAGCUGCUGAAGAUCGCGCGGCCGCUGCAGCAGCGGGUGUUGCCACAGCACGGCUCCUUUCUGAGACUGCUGGAAGCCUUGCUGGCGCCCAGCCCCGAGCGCCGACUCUCGGCAGAGGAUGCGCUGAAGGAGCACUUCGUCACUGCGCAGCAGACGGAAUAAAACCGCGGCGUGCGCGCAGAAUCUGCCUAUGUUAUAGCGGGCUCACUUGGGG
Messenger RNA from Effrenium voratum, 1755 nucleotides. Lineage: Eukaryota; Dinophyceae; Suessiales; Symbiodiniaceae. The record is from the annotation of a GenBank genome assembly.